This is a messenger RNA of Neoarthrinium moseri, 2193 nucleotides long. RefSeq lists its product as uncharacterized. Bases 1 to 2193 code for a protein of 730 amino acids. NCBI's taxonomy places the organism in Eukaryota, Fungi, Ascomycota, Sordariomycetes, Amphisphaeriales, Apiosporaceae. Gene Ontology annotation, molecular function: protein binding. The record is from RefSeq and is a predicted model, not a curated record. The transcript has a single exon.
AUGCCCCUACCUCAACCGAACGUCACCCUUGAUGGUGCCUGUUCGGUCAUCCACGACAACGUUCUCUACUCCUACUCGUCCGCGGCUUUUCAAUCGUUGUCACUGGAAGAAGGGGCGGAAUGGAAGACGCUGGGAAGCGGAAAGUCAGUUGUGGGAGGCGUAUGCGUGGGUUCGACACCAGUCAACGCUACCCAGGCUGGGCUUUAUAUAGUUGGCGGCACAUCAUCUGAUGCCAACUACACUGGUUUGCAAAAGUUCACUUAUUCGACCGGCAAAUGGGAAGCAAUUUCACCGCAGGUGGCGGUGACGCAAAGUCGAAUCUGGCACAGCGCCGUUUAUCUCCAAGCAUCCGACAAGAUAUUGGUGUAUGCUGGUUCCCAAGAUGGCAUCAAAUUUCCAUCCACGCAAACGUUCACGAUAGGAGCAUCAGCUCCCUUUGAUGUUUCCGCCUACGAAUCGAUCGCUCCUCCCGUCAUUGCACCGAUCCUCCUUCCUUGGUCGGAGACGGAUGCUGUACUGGUUGGCGGUGACGCUACCAACUUGAAAGUCAUGCUUUUCAACCCCGACAAACGCUGGUAUGACUCCGGAAGUACUUUGGCCAAUCCCAUUGUCAAGGACUCGAGCAUGGUGAAGGCGACGAUAGUCACUGGGGACGACGGCAGCAAACACUUGUACACGUUCGAUCUCAGCACUUCUCCGAAUACUGUGAACAGGACUGUCUUAUUGGAUGGCAAGGGAGCUCCUGUUCUCAAAUCGGCUCCGGUUAAACCCACUAGUGGUGGUAGUACGCGAAGGGAUCUCGACGCGAACAAUUGGCCUGACUACAAUUCCACAUUGGCACCAGAGGCUACAAGGACUGAGUACUCGCUAGCCAGUGCCUCUGAUGGUGUCACCGUCAUGUCCGGCGGCAACAAAGACGACAUCCUGUGUAUCUUUGACACGACGCAGAAUUCUUGGCAGAAUGCGACUCAAUUAUUUGUUGGGAGGGCUGUGACGACCGAGUCGGAACCCAAAUCUACGAGCUCUAUUACGCCUUCGUCUUCAUCUACUUCGAUCUCUUCUACCCCCGUCGCAGCAUCAACACAAAGCCCCACUACUGCUGCCGCAGCCGCAGCCUCUAGUGGGCUGCCACCAACGUCAAUUCUCGGCAUUGCACUUGGUGUUAUAUUCGGCUGCGCUAUUAUCCUCAUUGCUUUGCUGUUCCUUAUGAAGCGGAAAAGACAAAAGCAGGCUUACGUGGAUGCUGGGCACGCUAGAAGGGCGAGUGGCAUCCCGGAGAAGCAGGAGUAUCUCCCAAGGGACAUGGCCAGGACGACCGGUGGCUUUUUCCCAGGUCAUAGCCAACAGGAAUCACAAUCAUCGUUUUCGUCGAUGGCCAUCUUGAUGGGCAAGGCCCAAAAACCAGGAGUGGCCCGGAAGCCUAGUAAGGACUCGAAGCGUAGCUCGGCGAGCAGCAUCUUGAACAGACAGUUCAAGAGCACGAUCAGCCGACCGUCGCCCAUUCCAGAGCCUGAAAAUGAACCAAGGGCAUCCGACACGAUCCCACUGAGGGAAGAGCGGGCAGCUCCAAUGCCAGUCGGCAUGGGUGCGGGUCAAGUUAACCCCAGACCACCCCCCGCUGCAGCCCGGGAAGAUGGUACGAGGAGGAGUUCGGGUUGGAACCGUUACUGGUCGGGUGGUAGCACGAUGAAUAUGAUGGGCUUCGGCAAUGGCGCCUCUCGCAGGGAAACACAAGCUUCGGAACCGAGCUCCCAGUACACCGACAUGCACCGCAUGACGCAGGACUCCGCCACUGUACCGCCACUGCAAGUGGAAGACAGACCGGCUUUCUAUCGUGUGCAAUCGGGGAGCCCAACAGUUUCCUACUACGCCAAUAAUGUACGGGAGGGUCAAUCCGCUGAGAUCCAACGACCGGUGUCCAAUGUCUCUUCCUCUGGAUACUCGAGCGGCAUCCCGCCCAGCGUGGACGAGGCAUGGGAUCCGACCAUUGCGAAGAAGCCUUGGGGCCAGGAUCGCGCGCCCAGCAGUGCGUAUUCACAAAGCACUGCAUUUCCCACAGGUCUGGGAGCGCCCGGCGGCCCCAGUCGACCCCCGACCGGUGUCUCUCGCCAACCCCAGCUGACGAUGGCCUCCACUUCUGAUAUGAGCUGGCUGAACUUGGGAGAAAAUGGCCAUAACCGACAGUCUCAGUGA